AUGACAGGUUUAAAACUAUAAAAUAAGCUGUCCUGAUAACUUGAAAAGAUUAGGAGCACAGUUGAACGAAGAGAACGGAGAAAUUGUCGUCAGGGAUGCCGCGACACUCGUGUGGGCGCCGAGGCAAACAGCCGAGGGCGGAGGUUCGGCUGUUACACUGGCGGCUCGGAUUCUUCGGCUGUUGUGUCGCGGCUUUGUUGACCGGCGCAUGGUUAUCAGCCAGAGCUUCAUCAAGUGCUUGCCGAACGGUUGGCAAAAAUCGCCGCAAUUAUGCACGGAGAAAGUGGAAAUAUACUUUUUUGUGUUUUUUUAAGAACGAGCUCGUGACAGGGAGAAGUCUGGUGAAAAAAGAAUUUAAACUAGUCGUGAUACUUCAAUUUAUAGUAUGAUCGCCAAAAUUUUAAAGCUGCAAUCGAGCAAAACGAAGCGACGUUUCAACUGCACAAAUUCAUUUUUAAAAUUCGGCAAAAAUAAAUUUCAAGGCUCUGUGCUUUCAAUUUUUUUUUAAUAGUCCUGUAAAUAUAUAAUCAAAAAAAAAAUCAUCUAACGCUUUCAGGAGCUUCUUUUUAGAGAGAUGGAAAAUCCUAGAGGCAAUAAUUUAUGAAAAAGUUUAGUCCUUCGAUGUAUUUUCUUUUUUCCAAUCAGUUCCACUGUUUUAGUUUUUUCUUUGCUUGAAUAGAACUUAAUUCAUUAGAUGAUUCCAUCGAAUAUCUCUCGAAAUUAAAAACAAAACUGGGGAUUCAUUUAAUUUUUAUCAAGGUGUCACGAUGAUGCUCUUAUCUGCACGCACAUUGUAAUGUUGCAGACUAAACAUUGGAAUAGACGACUGCGCCUUCAUUUCAAAUUUUUUUUUUUUUCGAAGAUAUUUUUUUCGAAGAUUUUACAAACUCUUCACAAACUAGCUAAUAUUCUUCACACACGCAGUUCAUAUUUUUUUUUUCGAUUGAAAACUUGAAGGAGUUUUCAUAUCGCGAUACCAAAAUUUUUUUCCAUCUGUGCGCCUAAACACGCCAUAUAGACAAGGAGUUUCUUUGAAGACUUUUUUUAAGUUAUUUCACUGGUUUUCCAAAAGUAAUUUAUUUUACUUUUAGAAUGUUAGAAUGGUGUUUGUAGUCAAACUGUUAGAAAUCUAUAUGAAGAAUGAAAAUUUUUGUGUUAGUGGGGUUCUGAAUUUCCAUUACAAAGUAGUAGGGUUUUGAAUUUCCGGUACGAGGUUAAACCACGUCUAGUUUUCUGCAAUUGUGGCGCGGUACUUUCGGUCUCAUUUUUCACCACUGCGCAGUUCCCUUUAGGAACGCCGUGUUCACUCUCCAAUGUGUUUUGUUUUUUUUUCGGUGUGCUCUUCCUACGUGUUGUGAAUAAAUAAUGUUAGCGUUUUUUUUUUCAGCAAUGAUUCGCUUCGCCGAAAACGGCGAUGUAAUAGCGGAAACUUUGCCGGAGACUAGCACAACAUCUCGAGGUAGUUUGACUCUCAAAUAAUUUUUCUUUCAACAUAUCACCUUUUUGGAAGAAUUUUCAAGCACUUAAUAACCUUGUUUCAGAGAACGUUGCUCCCAGCGCACAGAAAGUUGCUUCUGAAGCGGAUAAGAAAAAGGCUGCGCAGGCAAUUUUUCUUAAAAAGUCCAACUCGGUCAUGCGCAGUGCAUUGAAACAGGUGGGAGGGUAACAUGAAGAUGCAAACAUUUGUUUUCUAAUUUCAGAAUGCGGUCCCUGGUUACGGUUGUCCGGCUUCAGCGGACUAUCCCAAUAUAGAUAAAAUUGGUUCCCCAGGAGAUAAUGUCAGCAUUUCUGGUCGGUUUUACCAAGAAAUUUUAAUUAUCGCGCUUUCCAGCUAAACCAACAUCAAGUGUUCGGUAUAGUCGGUCCGAGCUCAAGUUUGAGACUUUGUGCCGUGGCUACAAGUUUUUCACGUGCAAAGACGCCAUUUUUGCUCAGGUAUCCAUGGUGAAAAUUUUAAAGAGAAAACGUUUUUUUUGAGGACAUUUCCGGAUUUUAUUACAAGCUUAACACCUCGACUAAAGAUUUUGAAUGGUUUUCUGAGGGAUGGAUCGAGGAUAACGGUUUGUUAGAUACAUCAAAGAUGUUAGUUCUUUACAUCAAAUUCAGAACAAAGUCUCGGUGCGUGUCCUCCAACGGCUCCAACUUACAUAAGUUUCAACAAAAAUGGAUUGCCUGUCUAUCCGCUUAACGACGAAGGAAAACCCAUUUUGCCUUACAACGAGAAGGGAGAAAAGGUAAAGCUUGAAAAUACUGAAUUCCGGAAAGGGAAAGAUCCGCAAUAGCUUUCAAUUGUGUUGAAAGAGGACUGGCUAGGGCAUGGUCUCCCUUGAACAUCGAGUUGAAUAGUGAAACAGUAUGGGUUGAUAGGCGUAAGAGUACUCGGAAUCAGAAAUAAAUUUCUGCGAAACCCUACAGACAACCGAGGAAAAGCCCGUCGAAAGUUUUUCAGACCGUGUAUUAUUUUUCCCGAUUUGAAAAGCGAAAUGAGUAGAUUGGUUAGGCUGAAGGUUUCGUACGCGGCUUUUGGCAAGAAACUCGAGGUCAUGAAAAAAGGGUAGAAUAAUUUUUAGAUUUUGAUCGCUCAACUAAGUUCUUUUUUAAACUAUAAACAUUAAAAAUUAUUUUAAAAAACCAUUAAAAAUAGAAAAAAUACAACAUUCGCGUAUAAAUUUACGUUUCCCGCCGGAUAGUCGCUUCGUGUACGAAACGCUUCAUCCUUGCCAAUCUACCCAUCUCUUUUUCAAGUUGAGAAGGAUUUACUUAUAUAGCCACGCUUGAUGAUUUCGGCCAGCAAAUGUCGGCGUGGUUUUGUGGGAAUUCCGCACUCUCCACGCAGUGACCCUGGUUCGGAUCCUUUUGGCGGAAAUUAAUUUUAUUUGUUCAUAAAUUCAUAACUCGCACAUAUCCAAUGUUUCUUGAGUAUUUCAAGUUAAAAAAAAAAACCACUUUUCACAUAUUUUUGUUCAUUCGUUUAUUUAUUUCAAACAAUGAAGAUUUUUUUUAUAAGUUUUGUAAUACUCAAUUAAAAUGAUUUUUUUUUUCAAGAAUUGUAAAAUAUAUGAGCGAAUGAUGAGUUUUUGAUUAGCAAAAAUGUUUUUCGCCAAUAGGAAUCCAACCAUACACAGUGUGAACAGCGACGAAACUCCUACGCCGCCGGUCGCUGUUGGAAGCCCCCGAACUCGGUCGUAACUCUCCGGAAAACCUCCCGGAAGCUCAUACGUCGACUGGAUCCCACCCCGGGGUGCGGCCUACCCCCCUCAAACUGCGGCCUACUCCCCCUCAAACUGCGGCUUCCCCCCCACAAAAAGUGCGGCCCACUUCAGUACAUUUUCAAAUUUUUUUUUUCGCGCUCAAAAGGCUGGGGUGGGAUCGGAAGCUUUUCCUCGGUUUGGCAGAAGUUUUUCUUUUAUUUUUAAUUUCGAGUACUUUCACCUAGUAUUACCAAUAAGGUCUCACUCCUCCACUCGAUUUCCAGGGGAGGCCAAACCAUAAUGAGAAAGACUUUCAAGACAUAAUUUUUCACUGUAUUCAAAGUUUUGAAUUGUUUCAGGUUUUCCCGACUGAUAUUUCGACGGCUCUUCCGAUAUUUCCUGUGGACUUCUUUUCUGGAGAACCAUGCCUGCCAGUGGGACCUGAUGGUCGUCCUGUUUUUCCGAUGGGAUCUCAUGGAAAGCCAAUCGUUCCCAUUGACUCCACCGGUUAGCCCAUUUAACGGAACCCUAAUCUCUCCUUUCAGCCACCUUAAGUGAAAUAAGGUUCCUCCAGAGCAUUCCCCUUAGCUAGACCGCCAUUUGCAACCAUUCAGGUAGGUUCUCGCGCCUCGGCAGCAAAUUUUUGGUUGAUAUACAGCCGAAUGAAUUGCAGUCCGCUCUCAACCAAUGCGGCGCUCCCCCCAAACUUGGGAAAAUGCAGUGAUGUUGUCUCUCGCUCCCCCAGUCAUUAACUUGUCGUUUUAGCGAGGAUUUGUGACGGCGCAGUUCGGUCGCUGUGUUCAGCUCCAACAAACUUUGAGUUAAAUGUAUCGGAAAUGUUGUGAAAAUUGCUUUUCGAGAAGCGGCGUCCUCGACUUCCAGCUAUCCUAAUCGUUGAUCUUUUCCUACAGGCGCCGCUGUAUUCCCUCGAGGGCCUGACGGAAAGUUUUUGUUUCCUGAGCGCGAGGAUGGACGUCCCAUUCCGCCGACCACCGUCUACGGCAAUCCGGUCAUUCCUUUCGAUGAAAACUGUUCGUUUUUAUUUUUCCAGAUCUGUGAAAUCUAAAAUAGAGCACUUGGAGAGCAACAAUUAAGAAACGAUCUGCUCUGUGAAAAAGAAAAUACAAAAAAUGGCGGAGGAAAAAUAAUCAUCACUCUUCUCUGAAACAAAAAUCAAUAGACAUUGCUUUCUUGAAGAAUGGCCAGAACAUUUAAUAGGCUUUGGAUACGAUUAAGUCGAGCUGCGAAAAGUCGCUAAACCGAUAUUCAAGUGGAAGCUCGUUUAAUAACGAUUUUCUACUUUUCUUGGCUACUGAAUAGCUGGUUUUCUGAAAUAUGAUUUUUUUGAUUUUCGUAUUUCGCACUGUUCAUGUCUAGAUACUUUUAGAAUAUUCAAUAAAGGACGACAAAAACACGAGUUGAAAAACAAUAAUUAGAAACAAAACUCAACGGAAAAUAUGUGUAAAAUCCUCUUAGUUUCUUUUUUUCUAAAUACUAAAAACUCGUUUUUGCCAUUUCAAAUCAGAAAAAAAGCUUAAAAAAAAAACAAGUUUCAAAAAUGUUACCCAUUUAGUGGCUUCUUUUCAGUGCAGCCGGUGAUCCCAACGGACGCCAACAACAAGCCUUUGAUCUUCAUGGGCGGAGAGGACGGAAUCACGCCUAUGACCGAGGAGGAACACUACGACUGGCAGUACAGUCAGGCGAUGUACGACCCCGCCGCCUAUGGCUACGGCUACGAUCCUCAGCAGCCGAAUCCCUACGAGAUGGCCAACAACGAACAACUUAUUCAGGCUCACAAGGACAUGUAUUAUGUCAGUAUUCGAUUCUCUCUUUCUAUCCGCUCGGGCAGGCUAAGUGAGCUGGCUUUUAGGAGUUGCGCAUAAACUUUUGAAAUCCCGUCGAAUAUUUUUUAAAUCUUAACUUAAAUUUUCACAAAAAUGGUGAUUUUUGUCUUUAAGAACUUGAUGUUUGACUUUUUGAAGUAUUCAGCCCUCGCACGAGUCCUUUCUGUUUUUAGGGGGUUUUUUUUUUUGAAAUCGAUUUUCAGAGGUCUUUUUCUUUUAUUCUCAUCGAAGAAAUUUUUCAGCAGCAAUACGACGCCAAUGGCUAUGAUUAUAACUACGAGCCAGCUGAACCGACGGUUCGUUUCCCUUUUAUGACGUGUAAACAGUGAAAGAUUUCUAGCCACAACAAAAAGAAGCUGAGAAAAAGAAAAAGAUGAUCGAAAUGCAUUUGAAGUCGUUGAAAAAGGAGAAGAAGGUUGGUCAUAUAAUUUAUGCGCCAUGAAAACGUUUGAUUGGAUGUUGUGAUCUAAAACAGUAAAGCGGCGUUUGGUUGUUUUUUUGUUCAUUUUGAAGAUCUUCAGAAAGACGAAGAAAGUAUUCAAGUGAAUGCGAAAAAAUUUCACUUUUUUUCAUCUAAUUUUUUUGUUCAGGUUUUUCUUCGUGAGAAAAAAAGCCGAAAAAAAAUUUUUUUUUGUUGAAAAAAAGUUUAAAAAAAAAAAUUGAAGACGAGUUGGUCCAAAAUAUUUUUGAACUUUCAACCUUUGGGAUGUCCCAUGAUUCUCUCUUUCCUUCACCCUUUCCAGAAUGCUCUAGUUACUUCUAACUCUGCAAAUCUGUGCCUUAAUUUCAGACGGAAGAAGCCCCGACUGAGGGAGCGAAUGCGGAGACUCCGGAGCCUGCAGCCCCUGCAGCACUCCCUCCGAUUCCGCCAGGCCGUCCGCCUCUUCUGAGCCGGGAGAAGGAGCAACGCGAGCGUUACGUCCCAGAACCCGACAACCGUGCUCGCCGAUUCCGCAACUACAACAACUACGAGCGCGACAAUGAUCGCGACAGCGACGACCGCUACGGUGGCAAUCGAGGAUACAAUCAACGUUUCAACCCGCGAUUCCGAGGAGGUGGUGGCUAUAGAGGACGUGGCGGAGGCUAUCGAAGCGGCGGAGGAUACCGAGACGACUACAGGAGUAAAAGUGGCUACAAACGCAGACAUGACAGCCGAAGCGAUGAAGAUGGUUAGAUUUUUUGCCGUCAAAAGCAAGAUUGAGCACGAGCUGGUUUGAUAAGUGGAAGAAAAGUUCUUUUUGAUGAAAUUUUGGUAGUUUUGUGCGGAAAAAAGUUAUAAUGGAACAAGUCUAUAAGUUCUGAAAUAAGUGUAAAAGUGUAACCAAUAAUUAAGAAAAUAAUUCAUCUCAAAGUUUCAUUACGGAAAAUUUCUAACUGAGAAAUUUUAGUUCACCGAUGGGCUUACGUUUCUGAAAGAGGUGACCAUUAAGAGUUGCAAGAUUCAUUGCAGAUUCCAAACGGCGCCGUGGUCGUUCUGAUUCUCGCACGCCCAGCUCUUCAAGAUCUCGUUCACGCGAUCGCUACAGGUUCAUAAAGUUUCUCUUUCGAAAUUUCUUCUGCUUUACAGGAUCAUUCUAAAAUCUUUUAAAGCACCCCAACUCCACAUUAAUUUCAUUUUUCAUGUUUAAGUUAAUAGAGGAAAGUGAAAACUCCUUUUUGGGGUAGGUGUGCGAAAAAAAUGAGAAGAAGACCGUGUUCUCAGGUCGAACUCGAGGUCAUCCUCACGUUCGCGCUCGAGGGAUCGUCGUCGCAGUCGCAGAGAUCGCAGCGGCUCAACUCCUCGUAGGUCUCGCAGUAACAGUCGCAGCUCGCACAGGACGUGGUCCGGCGACGAAAGACGCACUUCCAAGCGUCGCAGCCGACGUGACAGCGACGAUGUGAGCAGAUCCCGUGUGGACAGCGAAAAAAAGAGUGUUUCGAGGUAUUUCUGUUUCACAAAGUUAGGCUGUUUGAAAUAAUUGCAUCAAAAGACGCUUAGAUUCGUUGAAAUGCAAUAUCUUUUUAGUUCUAUUUUUUCCCGUAGUUUUUUCUCUAAAUCUUGAAAAGUUUGCUGUUUAUUUCAUUAGUUUUUUUUCUUCAAAUCAUGUUAUGUUAAGAAGUCGCAGUCGUUCUUCUGCCAUGUCUGGUUCUGACGAUGAAAGACGCAGAGGCGGAGAGUCGGAUUCUCCGAAAAAGAAGAAGAAGAAGGACAAAAAGAAGAAAAAGGACAAGAAGCGCGAGAAGAAGGAGAAAAAACGAAGCAAGAAGGACAAGUCUCGCCGGGAAGAGGAUUACGAUAGCGAUAAGGUUUCCGAUGUUUAAUUUGGUUGUUUUCUUUUAUCUUCUCCAUUUUUUUUUUGCGUUUUAUCUUUGUUUUGUUGAACCUGUGAAUGGAUCUGUUACAAAAACGAGGGAAUUCUAAUAUUAAAUAUCGUUUUAUGGCGUGAAAGGCUACUAAAAUAAAGCUCUUAUUUGUGUGAAUCUUAUAUUAUCAAGAGAAUGCGAUUGAAGGCGUAAAUAUAUUUUUCUUGAUGUAUAUCCUGCCGGACUUUUUUCUAUUCUUUGCAGGACCCGCGGAAGACCCCGAGAAGCGAUGAGGACAAAGGUAAGGAGAAGAGCGACGAAGACGCCAUGGACGUCGACGAGGGCGAUGACAGCGCCGUGAGUUUCUUAUUUUUUUCGCUGGGUUUUGGGUUUCAAGGGUCUAUGAAAAUUCGUUCAGCCCAGAAGAUAUAAGUUUAGAGGAGGAUUCAAAUAUAUCUUUCCAGAAAUCGAAAAAAUAGAUGCACAAUUAUUUGUUUCCUUUCUAGUGCUCUGGAUAAUAUUUUCAUAGACCUUGCUUGGGUUUGGCUCUGAUUUUCUCAUACCAAAUCUUGAGAUUCAGAUCGAUCUGAAUAAGAUCGACGAACGGGUUUUGGAUGAACUGUUGCGUUUAUCUGAAAAGGUAUCUUGCAGUGUGAAUUAAUACAGUUGAAAGUGAAUGAUUUAUUGGCGUCCAUCAACUUGAGAAAAAUGCCUUCAUUUUCUGAAUAAACUUGCUAAAAUGACACUCAAAAACUUAUAAAAUCUUGACGUGGCCAAGAUAAUUUUUUUCAUUUCUAUUUCUCUAAUUGUUUUAACUUCUGGAUUUUGUAGAAGGAAGACAUUGGUCCGCAACUUCCAACAACUCAGAAAACGAACGCUGUCGUUGAACACAGACAGACAAUCGAUAGAGAGUCGACGGGCACGGACGAAGGCCAGACUCCUCGAGAGGUAUCAAAAAAUGAACAUUAGCUUUUCAUUCAACGUUUUUCUCUUUAGGCUUCUGAAUCGGCUCAAAGAAAAAAGGAAGAACUUUUGCGUGGUCAUACCGCACCUAAGAAGGUCUUCCAUCCGUUCUUGGACGAAGGAGACAACUCUCCAAAGGUUUUUCUUUCUACAAACGCCCACAACUUUUUGAUUAAUUUUCUAGAAACCAGUGACAAAGUGGGAAAAAGUAGCAGACGUAGUUCUGCCUCCUCCUGCCGUGAUUAAUAAUUCUAUCGAGGAAUUGAAGCUACGUCGUUUGAAAGAAAAGGAGGUUCGGCCCUAAGUCGUUCUUCUGCCCACCUCAUCUUUUUUUUCCAGGAAGCUGAACGGCUGGAGCAGAAGCGGCUUGAUAUUGAGAAGGCGGCUGAGAUCGAACGUCUCAAGGCUGAAAUCAAGGCUCAGCAGGAGAAGAAGGCACAGGAAGAGGCUGAGAGACUUCAGCGUCAGGCUGAGCUGUCCAGAAGAAUUGAGGAGGAAAAAAGGAUAAAAGAAAGAGCAAGAAAAAGUUGCCCGUCAGGAAGAGCUGCGGCGGCAAAUCGAAGAAAGUCGACGAAGAAAGCAGAAAGAAGAAGAAGAUCGAAGAGAGCAAGAAGAACUUCAAGUUCAACGGAAACGUCUACUGGAGGAACAGGAAAACAGACGCAAGCAAGCCGAAGAAGAGAAAAACCGCCAAACCGAAGAGGAAAACCGUCGCGAAGCGACAAAGAGUAAAGAGGCCCCCAAAGUGUCCGAUGCGGAGGCGAAACGAAGAGAAGAGUUUGAACGGAUCUUCGCCCAGCACGAGGAGGUCCGCACCAAAAUGGAACGCCUUCAUCAGGAGGAAAUCAAAGAGCUCAAGGCUCAGAUUGCGGCUUUAAAAGGUGAUAAAUAAAAAUAUUCUUCUUGAUAGCCUUAUUUUAACUAAGUUUAGCUGAGAAAAAUAUGGAAAUUUUUCGAGUUGUUAUAAUUUUUCGUAUUAUUUCAUUGAAUUUCGAAUAAAUUGGUUUUGACGGUUUAUUGUUUCCAGAGGAGCUGUUGAACCAGAAGACCCCUGAGCAGAACGGGAAGUCGAGUCGCGCGGCACUGGAAGUAAUCACGUUGCCGACGACUCCGGAGCUGGAGAAGGCGGUCGCCGAGUGCCACAGCCACCUCAAGGCGAUUCGCAAAGAACGUCGUGCCGUCGAGGACGAACGUCGCAAAGUCGAAGAGCGUACGUUUCUCAUACGUUUAUCGUUAAAAAAUUUCAAGAGCGGGUUAUCUUAUCUGGGCAAAAAUCUGUUAUCAGUUGAGAAGUAUUGAAAAUAGUUUUCUUUUUUGAAAUUUCGAAAUCUUACUUUUGGCGGCAUCUCGAUGUUUGAUCCAGCCGACUUAUGUUCAGAUCCUUAUAAUAUUCGAAAGUUGAACAGUCAUUCACAGAAUAUAGUUUUUCUCACACAAAAAGAAAAAAAUUUGCCCUUUACUUAUUCUCUUGCGAAAUUCAAUUUUUCUCCUUGAAAGAAGGGGUCAAAAAACAAAAAUAGUAAUAAUAAAAACUCACCAUAAACGUUUUUUUGUAAUAAGUUUUUUUGAAAUUUCCCGUUCAAUUGAAGAAGUUCGACUUAGAAAGUUUCCCACCGCCAAUAGUCUGAAGAGUGUCUGAAAAAAGUUUAAUCUUCUAGUGGUUGAUGAGGCCCAAGCUUCUUCUGGCAGCCGACGCAGCGUUCGGAAGCGCGAAGUUGAGGACGACUAUUGA
Molecule: messenger RNA, 10013 nt
Organism: Caenorhabditis auriculariae
Lineage: Eukaryota; Metazoa; Nematoda; Chromadorea; Rhabditida; Rhabditidae
Source: the annotation of a GenBank genome assembly